AUGGAGGGAAAAGAGCCGAAGCGGAAGGUGCUGGGGCGGGUCACACGCUACGUGCGGCGCUCCUCGCUGCUGCAGCGCGGCCCGCCAGAGCACCCCGACACACCUCCGGAGGACACGGGUCCCGGCUUCGACACGCUGCCGGCCGAGUUGGUGGUGGCGAUAUUGGGGUGGGUGGCAGGGCCUCGCGAGCUUGCGGCAGCCGGCUGCACGUGCCGCGCGUGGUACGCGGCUUCCCUCGAGUCCGCCCUCUGGCGACGCCUCUUCUUCGAGGCGAAGAAGGCGAGGAAGCUGGAGAACGCGCUGGUGACGAAUGACGACAUCGUUCCGCUGCUGAUGAGCAACAACAGCAACACAGGCCCGGCUCACAGCAACGGCGGCGGGGCCACCUCUUCGCCCAGACACAGCUCAGACGACGGCGAGGAAGAACGAAGCGAGGGGAGCGAAGAGCACGCGAAGGGCAUGGGAGCCGCCGUGGCGGAGGUGGACUGGCGGGCGCGGUACCGGGCCACCUUCGACGUGCCCAAGGGCGAACGCAAAAAAGACACCAUCGUGGUGCGGCUCGACACCACCGUCUUCACCGCCACCGGCGCGCUCGACCCGCCCAUCUCCGGCGAAGUGGUGUUGAACGUGGCGUCGAAUCGGAUCGUGACGCACGGGAUCUACGUGGUGGUGUCCGGCAAGGAGUUCCACUCUUCCGGGGCGGGACGCUACCAGCGAACGGUGCGGAGCAGCAUCAUGAAUGUGGCGCUGUGCGUGAGCGACGGGGUGCAAUUCUCACACCGCCACGAGCGUAAGGUGGUGUACGAGCACGGCACCCACCGACUCCCGUUCCGCGUCACCGCCCGCGCCGCCCUCACCCCGCCCACCUUCUGUCGGACGGCCCAGCAGCUUUUCUACUCGGCGUCGUACAAGCUGCGCGGGGUGAUCGCCUACCCGCGGCUCCACGCCGACUACUGGACGCCCAAGCACGCACACCGCCUCACCGUCCUGCCCAGCCCACGCUACGAACUGGCCCUCCUCGCCAAGCAGCGCCACGUGCCGGGGCGAUCGGUGACCACCUUCCUCAACGGGCUGGUGAAGAUCACCAUCUCGCUCCAACGGACCGGCUUCUACCUGGGCGAGCCGAUACAAAUGCAAGUGGAGGUGGACAACAACUCGCCGAUGGACUUUCACUUCCUGGUGGUGAGUGCGGUGGAGCAGAUGCGUUCGCCCGUGCUGCGCGAUUCGUUCACCACCGUCACCCUGCCCCGACACGACCGCAAGCAGCGCAUGCGCGAGCGGAUGGCACUGCGCGCCUCCGACGAAGACGCCGACGCCGCUGGCGACAAGCCCCCGCGCGAGGGGUCGUUCGACCGCGAAAACGAAAACGAAAACGAAGACAAUGAAAAUGAGAACGAAAACGAAAGCGACGACCAAGAGCAGCAACACCGCAGCGACAAGCUGAAGGGCCGACGGAGGGGGUCGUCGGCCACGGGCGGUCUGAGGCCGGAGAAGUGGUUCGCGGCGGAGAUGCUCAAGGGCCAGCGGUCGACGCACAACCUGGAGUUCACAAUAGAGGAGGACGACACGAACGGGCCGCCGUGGAACAUGCCCCACUCGGCCUACGUUGAGCAGCGCUAUGUGCUCCACGCCAAGAUCCGGCGGAAGGAGGGCCGCAGCCUGAUCCUGGGCGCACUCGAGCCCUCGGCCGACUCUUCGCCCGUGGUGUUCGUGGCCCCCUCGGCCUCGGCCGUGCUCGCCACAUGA
Molecule: messenger RNA, 1746 nt
Organism: Acanthamoeba castellanii str. Neff
Lineage: Eukaryota; Discosea; Longamoebia; Acanthamoebidae
Exons: 9
Coding region: 1-1746 (581 amino acids)
Biological process (GO): SCF-dependent proteasomal ubiquitin-dependent protein catabolic process
Cellular component (GO): SCF ubiquitin ligase complex
Molecular function (GO): protein binding
Source: RefSeq, a predicted model, not a curated record